UCGGCUUCUCCGUUAAGCGUCAGUGCCAUGACAACAGGACGAUGGCUGCAAGCAAGAGGGUGAAAAAUGUGAUUUUUGUGUGAACCAGGAGUACCAAACUAUCGUCUUUUACGGACUGGCUCGUCUACUUGAAGAGGCAGCAUGUCUCUCUUCAAGGCCCGUGAUUGGUGGUCAGCAACGCUUGGCGAGGGGGAGGAGUUUGACCAGGGAUGCCUCUGUGUCGGCGACGUGGACAACAGUGGCACCGAACAUGACAAGGUGGUGGUGGGCAGCUACAUGGGGAUCCUGAGGAUAUUCUCCCCACAUGCCAACAAGACCAGCGAGGGAGCUCUGGUCGAGGCCCUGCUUCUCGAAAUCCAGCUCCAAAAUGCCAUCAUCCAGGUGGAAGUGGGCAAGUUUGUGUCGUGUUCAGAACUUCAUCAUCUGGCUGUUCUUCACCCCAGAAAGUUGUCAGUCUUCUCUGUUUCAGGCACCGCAGGGAACGUGGAGCACGGUGACCAGUACCAGCUAAAGUUGGUUUAUGAACACAAUCUGCAGAGAACAGCCUGCAACAUGACCUACGGCACCUUUGGAGGGGUCACAGGUCACCACUCUCUGUGUAUCCAGUCUAUGGAUGGGAUGCUGAUGUUCUUUGAGCAGGACAGCUACACCUUUGGCAGGUUCCUACCUGGUUUCCUGCUGCCCGGCCCAUUGGUCUACAACUCCAGAACAGACAGCUUCCUCACGGUUUCCUCUGCACGCCAGCUGGAGAGCUACAAGUAUGAGACUCUGGCAGUGGCUACAGAGGCAGAGAGUCGACAGGAUCCUGAUCUGCCCCUCAAGACUGGAGGCAAAAGGCUGACGCCUGACUGGUCGUUUGUCCUGGGAGAACAGGCCCUGGACCUCUGUGUGCCCUCCCUCUCCCACUACUCCUCCUUCAUCUUCAUUCUGGGUGAGAGGAACCUCUACUGUCUCCGUGACAGCGGCCAGAUCCGCUUCAUGAAGAAGUUGGAGUUCAACCCCAGCUCCUUUCUGCCCUACGCCUCAGUGACAGAUGGCACGACCAACCUGUUGCUAGGUAACCACACCAACAUGCUGCUGGUUUACCAGGAUGUGACUCUAAAAUGGGCAGCGCAGCUUCCCUUUGUGCCCGUGGCCAUUCGCGUCGCCAACUUCCCGGAGAUAAAAGGAGUCGUGAUCAGCCUGAGCUCUGAUGGUCACCUCCUGUGCUCCUACAUGGGCACGGACCCUUCCUUCUUCACCACGCCCAAGGUGGACGCCAGGGAGGCCGACUACGAGCAGGUGGAUGCUGAGAUGAAGACGCUGCAGAAGUUCAUCAGAGAAGCUACAAGGACUCAGGACAUCCUGGCUAAAACCGACGCGGAGGAGGACUUGAUUGUUACAGCUGCUGUAUCCUCCAGCAUGGACAAGCCAUCGCAAGCUCUGAUCCAAGAUAUCGAUGGUCUGCCCGUCCCUUCAGUAACAGUACAGUUAAAGGUGAAGGCCCGUUGUGUUGUACAGUCCUCUAAGAUGACCGUUGGCAUUCAGCCCCCUCUGGCCGUCACUCAGGAAAAAUUUGUUUUGGAACCCAUGGGUGCUGGUUCCUCAACAGUUGUGUCAUUUUCGGCUUUCCUCAACGGCCGCUACCCAGCUGCUGACCUGACCGGAGACAUCACUGUGUCCUUCAGCUUGCCGACAGAACUUAAUCCCAAAGGAGUUCCCAGGGUUCUCCAGUCCAAGUUCAGUCUUCCUUUGGCAUUGGUGUGUGUUCCUACCUCUCCAGCCAAAACCACCAAGUUUAAGAUUACUGUGGACACCAACCAGCCACCAGUCAACCUCAAAUCCAUUUUCCCAGAGUUUUCAGCUAAAUCAGAAGAUAAGGAUGGGAGUAGUUUGGCUUUCCAGUUCUUGUCAGGAGCCAAGGUCACCGUGGUGGCCUCCAAGACCUCCCAGCGUUACCGUAUUCAGAGCGACAGUUUUGAGGAUAUGUGGUUGGUGGUGAAGGAGUUGGUCCUGAGAUUUGACAAGCAUUUCUCCAAACUGGGAGUCAAAGACUUCAAGAAAAGCUUCAGUGGGCCGCUCCCUAUGCAAGAGUACUUCCUGUCUGUAGACCACCACUUCCAGCUUCGUGUCAGUGCUCAGCAGUAUCAGGAUCUGCUGUCGCGGGGCUGUCCAUUCAGAGCCAUCCAGCGUCGCCUGCUGACACGAUUUAAAGACAAAACCCGCACCACUGCGAACCUGGACACACUGCUGGACGCCACGUACAGCCAGGUGAUGGCGCUGGCGGAGGCUGCGGAGGAAAACCGUGCACAGCUGGAGGAGGCGUUUGUCCGCCUGCGGAGCGCCACGCACCUCCUGGUGCUGCUGCUGUCGCUGUCGCAGGGCCUGACCCCCGACCAGACGGCCAUCCUGGAGGCCACGCUGCUGCCAUUGCUGCAGGACACGCCACAGCUGGGCUGGGAGGAGAGCUGCGACGCCGCCGUCUCCCACCUCCUGCGGAGCUGCCUUUCGCGGAGCCCCAAGGACCAGGCCACGUCUCUGGCCCAGGCAGGAGGCCCCGUGCUGGGCCUGCCCCGCGAUACCACCCGCCUCAAGAAACACAUUACACUGAUGUGUGAUCGCAUCAGCAAGGGAGGCCGCCUCACCCUGGCCUCUGAGGCCAAUGUCCCUGUGCCGCUCCAGAUCCAGAACCUGGCCACUCCUGGAGGCGUUGAGCCCAUUGCAGAGGUGGCUGGUGACGGGGAGGAGCUGGAACUUCCACAGGAAGUAACCAAGUUCAUCAAGAAGAAACAAGCAUCUAAGAAAGUCAAGAAAGACAAUGUGAAAGAAGAAGUGGGAGGUGCAGAGGAUCCCACCAAGGAGGCCAAAAAGGAGAAGAAGGAGUCAUCCAAGGAGAAGAAGGAGUCAAAGAAGGAAUCAAGCAAAGAGCCCAAGGAGGAGGCAAAGAAGGAGUCCAAGAAGGAAUCGUCCUCCUCCAAGGAGAAGAAGGAGUUGUCAAAGGAGAAGAAGGAGAAGGAGAAGGACAAAGACAAGGAAGGUAAGGAGUCAGGGGACAAGAAAGUCUCCAGGAAGUCAUCUGUAAAAGUGAAAGAGAAGAAGAAGGAGCCAGAGGCUGGAGAGGGCUGACGAGAGCAGUGCAAUAAACUCACAUGAUAUGCAUACACACAACAUACAUAAACACAAGAUACAUGUCUAAACAUCAGGCACAUAAACACACACCAGGGGCUCACACAUAUAAACAUACAUACAUGAAUAUACAGUGAACAUGUAAACAUAUACAAGCUCACAGAACUCGACACACACACAAACAUAUUCACAUAUGCAGUCGUAAUACAUGUCAAUAUUCUCCGCCAAGCUACACAUACUUCAGUAGCAAAGCAAUACUCUCAGAUGCAUAUUUACAUCGUCCUGGACUGAGACACACACACACACAC
Molecule: messenger RNA, 3413 nt
Organism: Etheostoma spectabile (orangethroat darter)
Lineage: Eukaryota; Metazoa; Chordata; Actinopteri; Perciformes; Percidae
Gene: bbs9
Product: Bardet-Biedl syndrome 9
Biological process (GO): cilium assembly
Cellular component (GO): BBSome; membrane
Source: RefSeq, a predicted model, not a curated record